Molecule: messenger RNA, 2914 nt
Organism: Ochlerotatus camptorhynchus
Lineage: Eukaryota; Metazoa; Arthropoda; Insecta; Diptera; Culicidae
Product: G1/S-specific cyclin-D2-like
Exons: 4
Coding region: 407-1357 (316 amino acids)
Biological process (GO): mitotic cell cycle phase transition; regulation of cyclin-dependent protein serine/threonine kinase activity
Cellular component (GO): nucleus; cytoplasm; cyclin-dependent protein kinase holoenzyme complex
Molecular function (GO): cyclin-dependent protein serine/threonine kinase regulator activity
Source: RefSeq, a predicted model, not a curated record
UCGAAACGGUCAGAAGCCUCUCGGACGGCGAACAGUGCGGUCGUUUGCUUAUGUGACAUUUGAGUCGAAAGGAUAUUGAAGUUGAAUUUUUGAAGUGUGUUUAAACUGUUGGUUGAUAGACUUUUUUUCUUGAGGAAGAUUGCAGAUGUUUGCCGAAGAAGAAAGACGGUGAUGAUUGCAUAAGAAGUGCACAACGAAGAGACUGAACGGAUUUCCAGGAAUUUUGGCUGGUUCAGUGGAAGGGCAAAAAGUGCUUGGUUUUAGGGGUGGGAACAGAUUGGAUUUUUUGGACGGUUCUUUUCGAAGAAGGUGUCGCCAGCUAAUACAAGGAAAAGCGGUGAUAACGGUAUUGUGUUGGUGUUGUUAUUGAGUGCUCGAUAACGGGACUUUCUAACUGUGCAAAACAAUGGCUCACAAAGUGGAUCUAGUGUGCAAGGAGAUCAUCUACGAUGAAGUGGACAGUCAGUUUGCCGAACCGGACCCGACGAUGGUCGCCGACGAUCGGGUCAUUCAGAACUUGAUCGGCCUGGAGCGGUUGACGAUACCGUCAUGCAACUACUUCGGCUCGGUACAGCAAGAUAUCAAGCCGAACAUGCGGAAGAUCGUGACCACUUGGAUGCUGGAGGUAUGCGACGAACAAAAGUGCGAGGAGCAGACCUUCCCGUUGGCGGUUAACUUCUUCGAUCGGUUUCUCUGCGCUUGCCCGAUCGAUCGCUACCACCUGCAACUGCUCGGAUGCUGCGCUCUGCUGUUGGCCUCCAAAAUCCGCCAGUGCCAUCCGCUGACGGUGGACGUGCUGAGUGCCUACACCGACCAUGCCGUCUCACCGGAUCAGAUCAGGAGUUGGGAGCUACUGAUGAUCAGCAAGCUGGAGUGGAACAUCACCGCCGUGACGGCCUUCGACUACGUCGACCAGAUCCUGGAACGCGUCAACUGGGGAUCGGACGACUCGCGGCUACGGGAACACGCGCACACCCUGAUCCACGUUUGCAGUACCGAAACCAUUUUCAUGCAGCUCGAACCAUCCCUCCUGGCGGCGGCUUGCAUAUCCUCGGCCAGCCGAGGGUUGAACGUUUCCACCAAGAUGGCCACCGGGUACGAUCUGUGCCGGCUUACGUCGCACGAUCUCGUCAAAGUCGACUUUAUCGUGAAAAUCAUCGAGGAAAUCGUCGCCAAGGAGAUUGCCGAUAAACAACUCCAGCAGCAACAGCAGCAGAUGGGCGCCAGCGGGGGCAGCUGCAAGGAACAGUACCAGCAAGUGCCCCAGAAAGUCAGCCCGGCAGGCGCCUCCGUCGAGCAGGCGUCGGUCCAACAGCAGCCCGAAACGCCUACUGAUGUGCAGUUUAUCUACUUCUGACUCGAGCAGAUCGUGGUCGAGGGCGGAUGGGCAGUUGUUGAGUAUUCACUGCAUUUAUGCUGACGGAGGGGGAGCGAUCUAUUAUUCUCUUGUUUUGAGAUAUUUAUCUGCCAAAUUUAAGCAUGUUAAUAAGAAAGCUAAAGAUUUUUUCAAAGAAAUGGGAAUGCAGGCGCUAUUCGUCAUUUGUCGUUACGAUAUACGGGCGGUUGGGUUUUAUUUUUUUGGUUUGGCUGUAAUCAUCCAUCAUACGCAGAAAGUACCCCUACUUCCCAAUCCAUUUCGCAGUGACGUCUUGUAAGUGUCAUUUUUGACAAACCAAAAUUUCAUAUACAUUUUUUGUAAAUAUUUACAUUGCAAAAAAUCGCUAGUUAAUUUUCUCAAACACAAAAAAAAAACUUUUUGAUCAGUUCAAAAGCAAAAAAAAAUAUGGUGCGAAAAUAGUUUAUCUACUGUUUAUACUGUUCUAUUUUCCUUUUUUCUUAGUUUAAACAUUCUUUUUCCAUUGGAUCUUGUAGAUUCUAUACUGUUUAUUCUCUCUUUAAAAAAACAAGUGUUCACCUUUUCCGAUUUUGGCAACGAGAUUUAAACCUUAGCGUGUAAUGUUUACCGUAAGCGUAUGAUUUACCCUUUAUAUACACCCUGAAAAGUUUGUUAAAUUAUUUAUUUAUAUUUACCACCUAGAACGGUGCCCUCUCCUGCGAGCCAGGAGCCAGGGCCUUGCAAAUUUUCCUCAAAUUCCAUUUUUUUUUUCCCCGUUGUACCUAAGAUCAGUCGUUUAAGGUUAGUGUUCGAGCGUAGAAGUAAGAGAGUGUUAAACUGCCAAAGAUUUAUCUAGGAGAAAACCAACCAACGAUCAACCACCGAAAAGCGAAAUCAGCCUGCCAUAUAAGACUUUUUUGUUUUGCUCAUCAUUCACAACCUAAAUUUAACAUUCGAAUAUCGAUCUCAUUGAAGUUAGGACGGACGAUUGUACAGGAGAGCGCGAGCGACAUGCCAGUUCUAUCAUAAGUGCUAUUCAGGGCCGAAAGAUUAAGACUGUAAAUAUAGAUUCGAAAUUCCGAAACCGAAAGGAGAGAAACAGUUGCCUGCAUUUUGAAACUUACAAGUGCUACUUAAAAAAAUUAAGACGAAUGCAAAUUAUACGAGGAAAAAAACGAGAUUUGUUAAGGGAAGUUAGGGAAACGGAUUUCCAAGACAGAUUUCUAUUCUUUUUUUUUUUCGUUGGCAUUUGUUCUCUAUUAAUUGUUAAUCUAGUCUUAAUUAAGAGAAAUUUAUACUAAUUUAUACAAAGCCAGAAAACCAGAUGAAAAGAUGAGAGAAAAUCGGUUGAAAUUGAAAUAAAGAUUUUUUUUUUGCUGCCGGAAAUGUUUGAUUUUUGUUUUCGUAAGUUAUAUUGGAACGGUCGGUAGGACAAAUUUCGAUGUUGAUCGCGAAGUUUCUCACUAUAUACUCAUGUGAAUGUACAUAUUUUUUGUGUCGUCGGAAGAAUCGUUUGAUGUUUUGUCAACGUUUUUAUAGAUUUAAAUAAAAAUCGUAAAUAAAGAAAGCUAAAAAUCA